This is a messenger RNA of Poecilia reticulata (guppy), 4667 nucleotides long. RefSeq names its product GEM interacting protein (gene gmip). Gene Ontology annotation, molecular function: GTPase activator activity. NCBI's taxonomy places the organism in Eukaryota, Metazoa, Chordata, Actinopteri, Cyprinodontiformes, Poeciliidae. Gene Ontology annotation, biological process: activation of GTPase activity; negative regulation of GTPase activity; signal transduction. The record is from RefSeq and is a predicted model, not a curated record. Gene Ontology annotation, cellular component: plasma membrane.
GAAAAAAGUCAAACUUAAUCUUGUUACUUCAACAGCUCCUCCCCCACCCUGUCUUAUCCCAGAAGCUCAAUCAACACUCCAGGAGGUAAAUCUUACUCAGUGCGACUGUAAGGUCUUUCACUCAGAAAUCUGGACUAACCAGGAUAAUCCUCAACCUAAGCGCCAGAGGCUGUAGUCAUUUAGCAGCACAGAAUUACACAUGGACCGAUUUCUUAAAAGAAGCAUUUCCUAUUCUCAAAAAUUGACAGGAAUUUCAAUAUCGUCAAUUCUAUCAUAUCACCUGGCUACACUUUUUUCUUCACUUUGGAUUACUUUUUGACUCUGCUAGAGAACAGGACAGGGGAAAAAAAAUCCCCCUGGUGGAUUUUUUUUUUUUUUUUUUGCAUGCUACAAUUGGAUUUGUUGUCCACGUCAAAACACAGGAUAAUGAAAUCUACAUGUCUGAGUGAGGAACUACUGAGAUAAGUUACGGCACUCCCUCUGGGGACUUUUGCUUAACGGCAGUGCUGUAAUGGGAUAAGUUGUUGGAGGAACUGCAGGUUUUAAGCUAGAAAGUCGCAACGCUUUAUUUUCAUUGUGCAGAGUUUGAAUGCAGAGAAAAGGAAGAGAUUGACUGGACGGUUUUGGUGGAGAGCUUUUUGGAGAGCAUGUGAUUGUCACACAUACAUCAUCCAGUCAGAGGCUAAAUGAGUCAGAGAGGAAGAAGUCACAGAGGUUGGCAAACAAACAGCCUUUCAACCAAACCACAGUAGAGCUGAGACAUGAUAGCGUCUCUUAGUGCCUACCAGCUCUGUCAUGUUGUUCUGCUCUCACCAAGUGGCUCAGAUCUCAAAGGCUGACCAGCAGUGAACAGGUGUAAGGGGGAGGGGCUGUGCAGAGAGAGGAACACAGGAGAGGAGGGAAGUUAUUUAGCUAGAGCUGUUCGCCUGUGGUUGAUGUAAGCCCUCCCCUAUGACAUACAUCCCUAUUUUCUUGGCCAGCUACCUAUAUGAUACAGGAACUGCGUUGGCAUGUUUACACACUGCUGAAAAUACCUGGAAGCGACAACUUAUCCUGAGGAGCAGCAAUGUCUUUCCAGAUGCAAUCGAUUAUUCCUGUACUUGCCCAGGAAGCAGACUUGGCCCUCUUUCGCUGUGAGGAUGGCGUGGAGACUGCACUGCAGUACGCCAAGAUGUGGUGCCGCUAUGCCAAGGACCUCCUUGCCUGGAUGGAGAAGAGAAUCAGCCUGGAGCAAGAAUUUGCAAAAAAUGUGAUGAAGGCAGCAGAAGGAGCAAAAGUCAGCGUGACGCAACAGGAAAUGAUGCCACUACAGUAUAUCUACACCAUGACUUUGGAACAAGAUAUAAAGAAUAGUUUGACCUCYAGAAGGACUUCAGAAAUCCUGCAAAACCGGUGUUACCAGGCUUUGGCUGACAAGAGGACUGAGAUCGAUAAGUGGCGGAGAGAGUUUAAAGAUCAGUGGGCAAGGGCGCAAAGGAAGAUGAGUGAUGCARUCACGGCUCUCAAAAAGGCCAAGCAUCAAUACUUCCAACGCUGUGAUGAGCUGGAAAAGGCAAAGGCGAGCUCAGCGAAAGCGGUGGAUGACACAGUUGGAGUAAAAACACUCGACAAGAGAAGGAAGUCCAAGGAUGAAGCGCAGUCAAAAGUAUUAGAGGCAGAACUUCUCUACAGACAGUGUGUGACUGAYGCCAAGUUAACCCAAGAUGAAUUAGUGAAGUCCAAAGAAAGAACCAUUUCUCACAUCCGCAAGCUCAUCUGUCAGGGAGACAAUUUGCUCAAGGAGGUCACAGUCAAUAUGUUCUACUACCAGCGCCAGCAAACAGAGUCCGUGCCUCUUGGGUAUCAAAACCUUGAGUUGACUUGCAGGAAUGUGGAGCCUGGCGAACCCUAUCUGCUUUACAUCCUCAGCAGGCGACGGCCUGAGCAAACUCUCCAAACCUUCAGCUUUCAAGACUACACUCCUCAGGGUAAAAGCAACAGAAGAAAACCCAGCAACAUUCUCAGCCCUCUGCAGGACUCGGUACCCACAAUAGAGGAUAGUCCUUAUAARCGAUCCACUGAUGGCAGGAGAACGGGGCACAGUGACAGUGAGAGUAUUGGAGGCAGUUUGGAAUCCCUCUCAAGCCCUGCUCAUAGAAGACUGCCCAAAACAGGAUCUACUUUGACAGUGUCAUCGGACGACCUGGAAGUAUCAGACAUGGUGUCAGAAUCAGACUAUGCUGAUGGCCAGUCUGUGAAAACACGAAUGUUUUCUCGAGCUGCUCUGACACAUCGGCUCAGAAAAAUGAAGAGCAAGAUGGCUAAAUGCAAACAGUGUGAYAACUACAUUGUUGUCAGUGGGGUUGAAUGUGAGGAGUGUGGGCUGGCUUUCCACAGAAAGUGCAUGGAAGUGUGUCAGCUAGAGUGUGAGCAGAAGAAGGGCACCGUAUUUGGAGUGGACCUCUCUGUGAUUUUACAAGACAGGCCGGAUGAGGUGCCAUUUGUUGUUCGAUGCUGCACAAAUGAGAUUGAAAGUCGUGCUCUUUCAAUUCAGGGGGUGUAUCGUGUGAGUGGAUCCAAACCUCGUAUUCAGAAGCUCUGCCAGACAUUUGAGACACAAAAGGACCAGGUUGACCUCUCUGAUCACUCGCCACAUGACAUCACAUCUAUCCUAAAGCACUUCUUCAAGGAGCUUCCAGAGCCUCUGUUAACCUUUGACCUGUACAAUGAAUUCAUCGGGUUGGGAAAGACCAUUCAGCAUCUGAGUGAAAARGAAACCUCACCAGAGCCCAACGAGAUACUGGACAUUAUUCACAAACUACAAAAGCUACUGAAGAAGCUCCCUUCACAUUACUACUCAACUUUGCAGUACCUUAUUUCUCAUCUGCAAAGAGUUUCAGAGAACUACGACAACAAGAUGUCACCUAGCAAUCUAGGUAUUGUGUUUGGACCGACGUUAUUGCGCCCUCUAGUGUCUACGGACAUGUCGAUGAUUGCCCUUCUGGAGACGAGCUACCAGUCGAUGCUUGUGGAGUUCCUCAUUGCACAUCACGACAGGAUYUUUGGCAUGGAGCAGAGCACRAACACCCCCCCUCCGCCAGCCCCCACAGUGCCUCUCCCAGAAACCCCACCCAGAGCUUCCUGUCCCCUGGAUGGAGUCGAUGCAGACUUGGAACUUKACACUUCCUCCAAAGAGCGUCCACAGUCCCUAGAGAGCCGAGUUAUCAAGAGAGACUCGAGCGAGGGUUAUAUAUCUGACAAGUCUUCAUCCAAUGAGGCAGUGGACCAGCUCGGCCCUGAAGCCAGUGAGAGCGCAGUCCUGGCUAUGAAAGCAACAUCAAGCAAUCCUCGAGGCAAAGCUGCAGAAAAAUCUUCCUCGGAUUCAGGCACACAACCACAUUAUCGUUUUACUAGACAGCCUGUGAAGCAUCACCGGUUUCAAAACGUAGGAACCCGAUUCUCUAACCCAGACUGUGCAACGAAACAGCCAGCGACUCCCAAAAGGGUAAAUUAUCGUAGUGCAAACAACAGCCGCAGCUCCUCUCCAGACCCUGGAUCGCAGAGAUUUCUGCAAAACUUAGAGGGCCACUGUGAUAUCAUCCAGCAACCCCACCGGGUCACCACUACAGCAGAGGGUACGGUCAACGUUCCACUGAGUCCCCGAGAGGUUGUGCAGUACAUGCUGGGAGUGGAUUCCACGGUAACAUCACCAGGAGCUGCAUUAUCAUCCAGUACAACAGAGAGGCCCACUCAAGACACGACAAGAUGGAGUCGAGCUGAUCACAAUGUAAAUUUGAACAGUGYUGGACAGAACCGCAUYYACCAUCCGUGUCCGAGGACCAGCUCUGCUGAGCACAGCCUGACCUCGCCAGCCCAGAAGAUCCUGUCUAGUUUGAAGCUGAGACGCAGCCACUCAGAGAAGGAGGAGCAGCUCUUUGUUUGAAGGUGACAUUUUUAGACAACAUAACAAUUUACAUACACUGAAGAACUGCGAUUAUUUUACACUGUGUGUAAAAAAAGACAACAAAAAAAACAACAGUGACUAAAACAGUAAAAAGUGACUACAUCCAUGUAGUAUUUUUUUUAUAUCAUCUUCUACUGUAUUUUAUUCACUUUGAUUUCCCCUACGUUAGCAUGUUUGAAUUGUUAAAAAAAAAAAAAAAAAGCUAAGCUUUUAGAAAAGUUGAUGAUUACAAACUCGCCUGAAAUAAAUUAUUGGUGAUGCUUAGUCAGAGACAGUACCUUUAAAUCUUCUUCUUUAACUGUCAACCUUUCAGCAGAAAAAUGCAAYAACCAGGAAGUACAGAAACAUAUUUGUUUUGUUUUGUUUUUUGUUUUUUUUUUUCAUUUUAAGUAUUCAGUAUUUGAAUGUAACAUGCAGGUGCUUGCAAUUAAAAAAAAUACAAAUCAGCAUGAAAGCAUCAUGUUUUGUCAUGUGAAGAUUGUAAAUGUUUGGUUUUCUAUUUGUUUUCUAUUCAGUUUUUUAGUCUCCAGAGUAAUAAUGUACGUAACUAAACAUAGCYUUUAUCAAUAGUGUCAUAUUUGUAAUUAUUAUUAUUGUCCCUGUUUUGGUUUAUGAUCAAUGCACCUUUCUUCUUUAGACACAAGAGGGCGAUAGUUCGGUGCAGGACAAAACCAUGUUUUUAAAAAAAUAACAGUAAGAGCAAUAAAACAUUUUACCAUUUGUA